AUGAAAGUCAAGCUUUUUAUGAUUCCCAAGGACAAGGUAGCUACUGUUCCUCUAACAGCUAGCCUUGCAGAUGCCAGCAAGCUCAUUGUUGAGAGAAGGAUUGGAAGUGUUGUGGUCGUUAACGAAGCAGGUGAGCCUGUUGGAAUAGUUACCAAGUCUGAUUUAGUGAAAGCUGGAUUUGUAGAGACCAGACCUUCCUCAACACCAGUUUCCGAAAUUAUGCACAAAAAUCUCGAGUUUUGUAGUGAAGAUUUGGAACGAGAUGAAGUUGCAGAAUUGCUAAUGAAAAAGAAGAUUCAUCACAUUCUUGUGAGAGGAGCUCAUCAUCAAUGGGUUGGACUUACCACAUCAUUGGAUAUUGUGACAGAGGCUGCUUUGGAUGCAAAGGCUUUCCCUUGGACAAGAACUCACAAGUAA
This is a messenger RNA of Naegleria fowleri, 417 nucleotides long. RefSeq lists its product as uncharacterized. NCBI's taxonomy places the organism in Eukaryota, Heterolobosea, Eutetramitea, Acrasida, Naegleriidae. The record is from RefSeq and is a predicted model, not a curated record. The transcript is spliced from 3 exons. The coding region runs from base 1 to 417 and encodes 138 amino acids.